CCAAAACAGUGUUUUCAUACCAGUGUUGCCAAAUUGUACCCCUUAAAUAACAACAUAAAUCAAUGAGUGGUUUAAAAAUCUCGCUUGAUUUCAUCAAAUUAUGCAUCAUAUUUAACUGUGCACACAAAGAAAUAUAUUUUGGGCGGCUGAACGUGGGAGUCAGCGAGGCGCAGGCGAGGGCGUGGUGACGGCAACACAAUAUUCACAUUAAAUCAACGAAUUACAAGCGACGCAUUUGGCGCGCGUCCCGCUUGAAACAAAACUAAAAACACGGCACGUGCUUUGUUUUGAAUAGAAAUUACAGCAAAAUAUGAACGACGAACGUUAUGGGAGAUUUGGAGCACUCAUUGGCGUUGCAUACGUGAGCAGCACCCAUUGUCGUUUUUUAAUUUACUCAACGAAAAAUGCCGAAGUAUUGGCCUAUCAUGAACUAAAACUGCGACAGAUUGUGCAUAAUGCCGGCUGGCUGGAAUACGAUCCCGCCGAGAUCUGGAAACUUAUGCAAGAGUGCAUUGAGACUGCCUAUAAAAAUCUAGUGAUAUUGGAAAUCAGUCCGCAUGACAUCAUUGCAGUUGGCAUUGCAAAUCAACGUGGUACCACUGUGCUCUGGAACAAACAGACGGGUCAAUCUUUACACAAUGCUAUUGGUUGGUCCGAUUGUCGCUGCACUCCAUUACUCAAGUCCCUGCUCCAUAAUGUCAAGCAUAAUGUGAAUUAUGUGCAAUAUCGCAGCGGGCUCCCGUUAAGCAGCUGUUUCAGUGCCUUGAAGAUUAAAUGGCUAUUGGAGAAUGUGCCCUCGGUGGCGAAGGCUGUGGAGGAUGAGCAGUGUUUAUUUGGCACACUGGAUUCAUGGCUCUUAUGGAAUCUAACUGGAGGCGUCGAUGUGGGCGUGCACUCCACAGAUGUGACCAAUGCACACUACACAGCGCUAAUGAAUGUCGGCACAGAGCAGUGGGAUGUUAAGCUCUGUAAAUUCUUUAAGCUGCCAUUGGAAAUUCUGCCACGUAUACGUUCAAAUUCGGAGAUUUUUGGCUAUAUUGUGGAGGGUCCAUUGCUGGGAGUGCCGAUUGCGGGCAUGAUUGGUGAACAGCCGGCGGCAUUGUUGGGUCAACUGUGCGUCAAGGCGGGUCAGAAUGUUUGUACCCUGGACGACAGUUGCUUUGUUCUGUUAAAUACCGCACAACAGAUGAUCCAGUCGGACAAUGGUCUGAUCACGGGAAUAGCGCACAAAUUGGGACCAACUGCCGAUACGCAUUUUACGCUGGAGGGUGCCAUUUCCAAUGCUGGCUCCACUGUCAAUUGGCUGCGUCAGGGACUGCGCAUUAAUACAGAAAUCAAUUCCAAUGAUAAUGUUGUUGAAUCACUGAAUACAUUUAUUGGCGAGAAUUCAAUGAUCUCCUCGUCCUGCUCCUCAAGCAUGCUGAAUGUGGAGUGUGGACUUGCAGCUAAGCGCUCGGAGAUUACAUUUGUUCCCGCCUUCCAUGGUCUGUAUGCGCCUUAUUGGCGCUACGAUGCGCGGGGUAUACUUCUUGGUUUGACCAGUCAGACGACUGCAGAGAAUAUCACACAGGCGGCGUAUGAAGCAACUGGUUUUCAGAUCUACGAGGUGCUGCAAGCCUUUAAACGGGACACACCCAACUGGGAUCCAUCGUGUAUGCAACCCGUGUUGACAUUUGGCGGCGAGUACUCGGAGAACAGUCAUCUGGUGCAGUUUAUUGCUGACAUUAUUGGUUGGAUGCUGGAACGUCCGCAGACUACAUCACCAGCUGGCCUGGGAGCCAUGAUAGCUGCCGGCGUGACCAUGAGAGUGGUGUCAUUACCUUAUGCGACGCGUAUGUACGCACCACCCACGGACGUCUUCUCUCCCACAACCACGCAAAAUCGUCGUGAGCUUCUGUAUCGUCGUUGGGAUUAUGCGGUAAAGAAGUGUCUGCAUUGGAACAAUUAUGAGACUUAUGAAGCGGAUGUGGAACUGUUUGCCCAAAGGGAACGAGAUCCCAACUUACCCAUACGUCGUUCCAUACCGGGCAGUGUGUUCCUUACCACAUCUUUUGCAUUGUUGUUGCUGGCCAGUUUUUUGAAGAACAAUCGCUUGACUUAGACUAAGACAAAGCAGACAAAGCUUUAAGGCGCCCAACAUUAUGAAAUCUAGUCACAACAAAUAUGUAUGUAGGUUUUAAUUGAGCAUUCAAAAUUUAUGGUUUAGUUUAGCAUGUAAUUUGUUUAUUGCAUAUUUCUCUUUACUGAUUUUUCUUUCUUUAGUAUAAACUUCAAAAAAGUUUUGUGAUUGGUAUAUACAAGUUAUAUACGUAACUAACUAUAUUUAUAUAUGUAAACAGAUAUAUAGAUACAUGUCCUAUAUACUCAGAGCGUUAAACGGAUAUAUCAUUAAAAAAAAUAUUGUUGCAAAUUUCUAAUUUUUGCUCAAUUUAGCUGUUAAUUUAGGUUUCUAAUUUAUAUUGCAACUGAUUUGUUUUAACCAAAAAGACAAUUGUUAAAGCUGUGUAUGUAUAGUAAUUAUUAUAAGCCAAAAUUAGGGCCAGCAUCCAAAAAAAUACCUAAAAACACUGUUAAUGUGAAUUUGCCACAACCAAAGGAUUAAAAAAAUUUAUUGUAAAUGAGAGAGAA
Drosophila innubila is the source of this 2628-nucleotide messenger RNA. RefSeq names its product glycerol kinase. NCBI's taxonomy places the organism in Eukaryota, Metazoa, Arthropoda, Insecta, Diptera, Drosophilidae. Gene Ontology annotation, cellular component: mitochondrion. The transcript has 5 exons. The record is from RefSeq and is a predicted model, not a curated record. The coding region runs from base 311 to 2101 and encodes 596 amino acids. Gene Ontology annotation, biological process: triglyceride metabolic process; glycerol-3-phosphate biosynthetic process; glycerol metabolic process. Gene Ontology annotation, molecular function: kinase activity; phosphotransferase activity, alcohol group as acceptor.